CUGGAGCAGAGCCCUGCCAGCAGCAAGGCUUCCAGGGGCGCAGCGCAGCGCCGUUGGCUGCCGCAAGCUCUCCUAAUGCAGCAGAGGAGCUGCUGCUCCCUCUCCCUGUCCUCACCCUGCCUCUGAGCACUGUGCCACUGAGCAACCUCAGCCUGCCUCCCAUCCCACAUUGCUGUGAGCUCACAGCCAUCACCGCUGCUGCCCUGUGCUCCUGUCGGUGCCCUGCAGCACAGCGGGGUGAGGACUGGGACGUGGCCAACCUCGGACACAGGCAGCCAGGCCCUGCAGCAGAGAUGCUGAUUCCUGCAGCUUGAGGCCCUUUGCCUGCUGUCAGAAGAUGCUGGAUGUGGGUGGGGGCACUUACCCUGCCCUUCUGGGCGCUGGGUGUUUAGCAGCUCCAUGCACGUGAGUUUCAGCACAACCUGAAGGCCCGAACAGCAUCUCUGCAGAAGGGGUUUUCCUCUGCAUUCAGAUAUUAGCAGGAUGCAGAACAGCAAAGUGUUCUCGUGCAUGCAGAGCUGCACGGCUUGGUGGUUGGUGAAGCAGAGCCUGCGGGCUGCAGCCAGCGCUGCUCUCCGUGUUUGCUUUUAAUCCAAGCUUUAGAGCAGAGCAAUAGAUGCUGCCUGCAGGUGGAGGCUCUUAAAGCACUUGGGGAAUGGCCACAGGAAAUCUCACACCCCCCCUCCUCUUGCCAGAGCGCUUGACCUGCUGCAUGCCCUCCUGCUCACGUGUGACAAACAAACACCGAACGUCCUUUUCCCCGAGGUGCUCCGCAGCGCUGAGUGCUGGAGGCGGUGCCGAGGCCGAAGUAAAAGUGUCUUUCAACGAAGGACCGCCUCCAAAAAGUCCCACGGAGAAGAAAGGUCGGGGCCGGAGGGGACGCAGCUCUGUGAGCGUGCACAGCGGGACCCCCGGGCUGCAGCCGCUGCUUCCCAUCUCCCCUCUCCACCCCCCCCAGGAACACCCGCAGUCCAACAGCCUCACCUCGGAGCAGAUCGAGCAGCUCCAUCGGCGCUUCAAGCAGCUGAGCCACAACAGGAAGACCAUCCGCAAAGAGGACUUCGACACCAUCCCCGACCUCGAGUUCAACCCCAUCAGGGCCCGAAUCGUUCACGCCUUCUUCGACAAGAGGAACCUGCGGAAGGCGCCGGCCGGGCUGGCAGAGGAGAUCAACUUCGAGGACUUCCUGACCAUCAUGUCCUACUUCAGACCCAUCGAGAUGGACAUGGACGAGGAGCGGCUGGAGAGCUUCCGCAAGGAGAAGCUCAAAUUCCUCUUCCACAUGUACGACGCCGACUACGACGGGAUCAUCACGCUGCAGGAGUACAAAAACGUUCUGGAUGAGCUGAUGUCUGGGAAUCCCCACCUGGAGAAGGAGUCGCUGCGUGCCAUCGCGGAGGGGGCCAUGCUGGAGGCGGCCAGCGCGUGCAUGGCCCGCACGGGCCCGGACGAGGUGUACGAAGGCAUCACCUUCGAGGAUUUCCUGAAGGUUGGUGCCUCGCUCUGCUCCCCGCUGCCUGCCAGCACCCGGCCCUGCUCACCCCUUCCCUGCAGGUGUGGAAGGGGAUCGACAUCGAGACCAAAAUGCACGUCCGCUUCCUCACCAUGGAGGCCAUCGCUCACUGCUACUGACCAGGAGCAGGACGGAGGCUUCCCAGCACCACAAGGCCUCGUUCCGCUCUCUAGAACCGUAAGAGGACGUUUUCUUGGAGCAUCAGCACUUCCCGCUCAGAGCUACUGGCAGCAGGCUGCACUGCAGCCAGCCAGCCCUACAGAGGAUGCACGCAGUCACGGCUGCAUGUGCUGCACCGGUGAGACCCCACCAAAGUGGGACAGCAGCCCUUUGCAGAAACAAAAAUGCAGCUCCAUCACAGCGCUCUCUGGCUGGGUGCCCUCGUUUGCAUCAGGGAUGCUGGCUGAACACACGGUGCUGCUGUUCACACCGAACCAACCGCAGUGACGGAGCGGCAGCCUGCAAGGACCAGCCCACCCCAACCCACCGCCAGGAGCUGCAGCCGAGGGGAAGGGGAAUCCUCCUCCACUGGAGGGGACCCCACAUCCUCCCAAGACCGCAUGGCUCGGUCCCCAGCAAGUCCAUGACCACCAGCCCCACUGCUCCAAGCCCAUCUUCCAGCAGCACAGCGACUGCUGCAGCUGUCAGGGCACAGCGCAGAGGGACGGACAUGUCCUUGUCACCACAGUGCAGAAAGAGAGGGGAAGUGGCUGCCCGGAAAAGGUCCUGACAUGCACUGGCAUGAGGCAACUUAUCUGCUGCUGCUGGCAGAGGCAGAUGGAGAAAGAACAAAGCUGCCCCGAGAUAAUGAGGCCGAGAUAAGGAAGGUCAGCCUGCUAACGAGCCAAGGACACUGAGUGAGACGAGGCAGAGGGUGACAAUCCUGAGGUGAGCAGAACAACAAAAGACAGCAGCUCUGUGCUCAGCCACAGGGCUCGAGCAACCCCAGAACUUACUGUGCCCUAACAGCUGUCACUUGCUGGACAGCUUUCAUCCAAAUUCUUCUCUGCUUCAUGGACGCUUCUCUGCAACGUCAGUGCAGUCACCAACACACUGCAGCCAGUUGGUCCCUCUGCUCACUAAAGCAACAUGUAGCUCUGCAGCAAGGACAGUCAGCAGCCCAAGUCCCUGCCAGCUGGGGACAGCCUCUGGUGCUGUUAGAGUGCUCAGCAUGGGGACUGCCUCAUGCUAACCUGAGAUGUGAUGGGCCGUGGUUUCAGUUCACCCCAACAGACUCGGGAACAAAAGCCACAAACCACGCACAUACACAUAAAAGAAUCAGAAAAUAUUUAAUUUAGAAUUGUA
Molecule: messenger RNA, 2818 nt
Organism: Centrocercus urophasianus (Greater sage-grouse)
Lineage: Eukaryota; Metazoa; Chordata; Aves; Galliformes; Phasianidae
Gene: TESC
Product: tescalcin
Exons: 9
Coding region: 656-1960 (434 amino acids)
Molecular function (GO): calcium ion binding
Source: RefSeq, a predicted model, not a curated record